AUGAAAGUUACAUGGAAUGUGCGUGGCCUAGGCAAGAGGAUAAAGAGAAAAGUGCUUAGGAAAAUGUUACUCUCAGUAGAUCCCAUAUUGGCAUUUAUACAGGAGUCAAAGUUGGAAAAUGUCACACCAAAAUUACAAAAUUCAUUCUGGAGUGACAAUGAUCUUAAUAUCAUUGCCAGCCCCUCAAAUGGAUCUUCAGGAGGUCUGAUUUCCCUUUGGAGGCCAUCAAAAUUUCAACUUACAGCAAGUAGAAUCGAGACACAAUGGAUAGGAAUUGAAGGAAUUAUGGUGAGGGAGGACUUUCAAUGCCUUCUUAUAAACAUCUACAAUUCUUGUGAUCCACUGAUAAGAUCAAACACCUGGAGUGCGAUAGAGGAAUUUUGUAACACAUCGCAUCUCCCUAUCCUGAUAGCGGGAGAUUUCAACGAGGUCCUAAUAGCAAAAGACCGAGGCAGCAUGGUGAUUGACGAAUCAAGCUCAGCGAAAUUCAGAGAAUUUAUGAGCAAUCUUCAUCUCACAGAGAUUUCCCCUUCUAAUGGGUAUUUCACAUGGUUUAGAGGCAAAUCUAAAUCAAAAUUGAUCGAAUACUUGUUCAACCAGAAUGGAUUUUAA
Messenger RNA from Beta vulgaris subsp. vulgaris (sugar beet), 612 nucleotides. RefSeq lists its product as uncharacterized. NCBI's taxonomy places the organism in Eukaryota, Viridiplantae, Streptophyta, Magnoliopsida, Caryophyllales, Amaranthaceae. The coding region runs from base 1 to 612 and encodes 203 amino acids. Gene Ontology annotation, cellular component: nucleus. Gene Ontology annotation, biological process: base-excision repair. The record is from RefSeq and is a predicted model, not a curated record. The transcript has a single exon. Gene Ontology annotation, molecular function: phosphoric diester hydrolase activity; DNA-(apurinic or apyrimidinic site) endonuclease activity; double-stranded DNA 3'-5' DNA exonuclease activity.